GUCGGUCAAGCAACAAAAUCUGGGGAAAAGCAGAGGGGGAAUGAAAUCGAAAGAAGGGAACCAGGGGAAGUCUCGGCAGGGGAAAUAAAAACAGCCGAUGCAGAACCAAAAGGAUCCGUCCAAUAAGAGUCAACAGUGGGCUAUUAUUGUGUGGAAAGGAGGGUCAAAGAAAGGCAACACGCCAAAGGAAAAGGGUGGGAUUCUGAGGACUAAUAAACGAACAGGAUCUCCGAUCAAGGAAAAGGGGAAGCGUCCUUCGAGCCCAGGGAAUGACAGCAGUAGUAUGGAGGAGGCAGAAUCAUCUAUGGGAGGAAGCGAUAGCGAAGGGAAGCUGGGUGACAAUCAGUCCCACUCGGAUAAGGGGGAGAGAGGUACCCAUCCUCAACCAAGUGGAGUGGUAGAGGGGGUAAAGGAGAGGGUGGACGGUAUGACCGCCAGGGGUGAGAGUGGAGAUGAUGGAGGGGAGGAGGGUGAAGAGGUACACUUGACUCGGAAACGCAGGGACCCCCAAGAAGAAAAGAAGAAACAAAAUGAAGGGGCGAUUCCGUUGGGGGGGAUGUUCCUUUUGGAGGAGGAGGAUUGUGAAGAAAUUCUCAUUGAGGAGGGGAAGGGGGAAGAGGAACUAGAACGUGAAGUGAUGGGAACGGGAGUAUUGGAAGAAGUAAGGAAAGCUGAGUCAGAAGACUCAGGGGAUGAGGACAUGUUGGAAAUUUUAAGAGAAGAAUUGGAUAUUCCUCAGGAGACGGUGAAACCUACCCCGGGGCAGAAGGACUUGGAGCUGGCACUGGAGGAAACUCAACCCCCCCCCUCCCCCCCGUCGACUAGCCAAAGGAGAUUUUCUGAACGAGAAGCUUUUAAGGUCUACGAUAAUGUCUUCUUUGAUUUGGACGUUGGUAGGCGGGAGAUGGACGUUCGCGGCGGCGGGCAAGGGUUGCGUGAAGAAGAGAGGGAGGCGGUGGCGAUGGGGGUGACUGCCGUGGUCCUUAACUCGGUGGGCGACAUGUCGUCCAGGGAAAGCCAGAAGCGUUCGCAAUUGCGGAAACGCAGAGCACUGUUGCAACGCGUCGUCGAAGCGCCAGAUUGCGUGGCGACUUCUGAAGCGGUCCUGCAGUUGUGCACGACACUCUACUCCGGCGUCGUCCCAUGGGAAACACCACGAUGGUGGAUCAAACGAAGGACUUGCGGAACUUGGGAGGAUCUCCAGCUGUGUGACGAAGCGACGGAAGACUACUUCUGCGACAAGUUGCUUAUGUCCAGGGCUGUCUUCAUGCAGAUCGUUGCUGUAUGCGUCAAUCACGUCAAGAUGAAGGUCACACAUUACAGGAUGUCAUUGCCUGUGGAGCAGGUCAUUGCUUUCACGUUCUAUAGGUGGGCCUCCGGGGAGACGUUCGAGAGUGGCACGUCAGCCUUUGGCAUUCGCAGGACCACUGGACUGCAGGCCGUCGACUAUGUAACUUCGACGCUGUUGAAGGCGUACCCCGAAUCCAUCAAGUGGCCUGUUGGGCGGAGACGUGUGCAGAUACUGUGGGUUUUUCGGGAGAAGGGUUUCCCUAACUGCUUCGACGCAAUCGACUGCAUGCAUGUGUACAUUGACAAGCCCGCCGGCGCGCCGUCAGAUAACUACUACGACGGCAAACGUAAGUUCUCCGUUCAAGCGCAGGUGGUAGUCGAUUUGGAUCUUCGUAUCCUGGACGUCCACGUCAGAUACCCGGGAAGUGUGCACUACGUCUAUGUCCUGCAGAACUCCCAUUUGUGGAGGCGCGCAAAAAGCGGUGAGCUUUUCGACGCCCCUCCGGAGAAUCUACCACACGGUGUCGUCACGCGAGGUUACCUUCUUGGCGACAACGGGUACCUCGUAGCCUGUCCAUGGAUCGUCCAGCCGUACGGAGGAAUCGAGCAAUGUCCUGACGAGGAACGUUUCAACACGCGGCAGAAGGUGGCGUGGGGGUGUGUGGAGAGGGCGUUCGGGCGGUUGAAGUGCAUGUGGCGUCUAUUCCUGCGCACCCACAAAACGAACUUGGAGACCUUGCCGCAGCAAUUCGUCGCCGUAUGCACUCUCCACAACAUCCUCUUGGACGCGGGGAUCGAGUUCGACGAGAACCUGCUGUAGGAGGUGGAUGAAAAUGGCGUCCGGUGUAGAGUGGACUUGGGUGUGGUGGGAAACGACGCAGGCGGGAGGUGACAAAGCACGAACG
Molecule: messenger RNA, 2195 nt
Organism: Chara braunii
Lineage: Eukaryota; Viridiplantae; Streptophyta; Charophyceae; Charales; Characeae
Source: the annotation of a GenBank genome assembly